UUUGCUAUGGUGUUGUUAUGGAAUGGAAAUCACUCAUAGUUCAAAAGCGAUGACUAGUAUACUGGCGCAGAUAUUCGACGAAUACUUCGUCGAUGUUCACAAAAUAACGCUGAUAAAGUUUUCAACAAAAACCUUAGAGAAAAACCCACAAACGUUGGAUAUUUUCGAUGACACAAUGAGUGCUUGUCAACGUCCAAUACCGGUCGAAAUGUCACACGCAGACGAGGAAGGCUUCAAUCCAUCGUUCUAUAACGUUAUGUUUGUUGACUCUAGUGAAUACUUGGAGGUUUAUCUGGAACAAUUUGAUAGCUGGAACAACGAUUUUUCAGGACUGUAUGUGGUUGUCUGUGCCGAAGAAGUGGAACACGAAACUUUAAAUAAAUUCUUUAAAUUAACAUGGUCAAAGCAUAUUAUAAAUGUUAUCUUAGUGGUAUCUGAUGAACACGAAAAUGUUAUAAUUUAUUCAUACCAAUCAUUUCGGAGCAACAGAUGUCAUUCUUGUACUCCUAUCGUGAAAGCUAAUUUAUCGAUCGAUGCGUUGAUCUCGGGAAUAGAUUUGUUUCCAUAUCGGUUGAAUAAUUUUCACCUGUGUACUUUGAAGGCAGGUGUAUUCCGGUUGGAGCCUUUCACCGUCAUCAGUGAAGAUGAAAAAGGCCAAAAAACACACACUGGCACAGAAGUUCUCAUUGCGCAGACGGUUGCAAAACAUUACAAUUUUUCUAUCGAAUACGUUAUAACCCCCGGUGAAGCAAAAUGGGGAUAUAUCUAUAGAGAGAACAGUACCGGUUUGAUGGGGAUGAUUCAAGAAAACGUGGUGGAUUUCGGUUUCGGAACAAUCGGUAUUUCGGUUGACAGAAACAAGUUCUUGAAAUCGGGAGUUGCCCACUCUACGAGCACUUAUGUAUUUGCGAUUCCUCCAGGGCGAAAAUUCACUUCCAUUGAAAAGCUUUUUAAACCAUUUUCCUCAAUUGUUUGGACCUGUAUAACGGUGGUUUUUGUGAGUGUAUUUUUGGCAGCGAUUUUAUGGUUUGGAAACACAAAAAUACCAUUUCUUCAAAUCUUCAAUAUGGAGCCGCUUAAAACACCCUUACUAAAUGUUUGGAUUACUUUUCUUGGAGUUCCGUUGGCGAAAUUUUCGUUCAGAGACUUAACGAAAACAGUUUUGACCGUUUGGAUGUUUAUGGGCCUAGUUGUGCGUACUCUCUAUCAGGCGGCAAUGUUCCGGCAUCUUCAUUCAGGCGAAACAACUAAACCAGAAGAUACAGUAAAGGAUUUCAACGAGGCAGGAUUAUAUUACUAUCUGUUUGAUGUUACUAGGAGAUUUUUUGUGGAUUUCCCUCAAAUUCAGGCAAUGACGAGAUCUAUAACCGAACAAGAAGACCCCAACAACAAGCUGCAAGCUCUAGCUCGGGGAGAUUUUGAUGGUGUUCUCGUUCUGCCUUCAGGAAUGAUCCAUUAUUUUAAUCAAAAAAAUUUGGGAAAAUUCCACUUAAAAACCGGAAAAGAUGUUGUGACCACAUAUAUAGUCGGAAUUUUUUAUCCGAAAAGUUCUUCGAUAAACAAACUGUUCGAUCAGAUCAUUUUAAGGUUACAGGCUGCUGGCAUCACCAACUACUGGAGAUCCAAUUUUGGUGAGGUGCGGUAUAAAGAGUUCCGAUCAGAACGACCCACGGCCAUUGGAUUGGAUUCGAUAUCUGGUGUGUUCAUUAUCUGGUUGGUUAGUUUAAUUGGAUGUUUUAUUGUAUUUUUAUUCGAAAUAAGCACUUUUAAAAACGGUAAACGAGUUAAACUUCUUGCAAUGUAA
Molecule: messenger RNA, 1804 nt
Organism: Uranotaenia lowii
Lineage: Eukaryota; Metazoa; Arthropoda; Insecta; Diptera; Culicidae
Exons: 2
Coding region: 23-1804 (593 amino acids)
Source: RefSeq, a predicted model, not a curated record